CCGGAAGUAGGGAAGACAGUAGAGAGAAGAGGGAAUAGAGGAGAGAGCAGAGAGGAGAGAGGAGAGAGAAGAGAUAAGAGAGAGGCUUGGCCAGAGCAUAAGAUCAGUCGAAGCCCACCGAAGGCCGACAAUGCACGUUGUGCGUGUGUGCAUGAUCUCCUGUGUGCCUGCGUUCUCGUUGUGGGCACACGCUCUCGCUGGGUCUUUCUCGGGCUGCUGUUCGAAGCGGCUCCCGUUAUAAAUCGUUAGUCUUCCUGUGGAGAGGGCGAAGACAGCAGAGGCUAUCGCUGGCUAUGGCGUCCCUCGUCGAUCUAGCAGCGAUCGACUCCAAGGUGGGCAAUGGCGUGACCAUUGAGACUUGGCCCCAUCCCACUGGUCCCACCAUCAAGGCAGAUACCAAUAUUUUCCCACUUCUGAAGGACCAGAAGGCCAAAAGUUUUAUUCCGCAAGUGUAUGAAGACGAUUCGGUGUUUAAAGACGAAACUCUGUUGCUCGAGCUGUUCCUGGACAUUCUGCGCGACCUCGACGGUGAAGAGGUCUCGAGUCAGGUGAAAAAGUGUUAUACGAUCGCAGCGGCGUAUUCAGAGUCGUUGAAUCUGAAUGUCCUCAACGAUCUCAUAUCGUUCAUUGAUGGAUUGCCACCGGCCAACAGCAUACUUAUUGCGAGUGCGUUCUCGCACAUGUUGAACUUAGAAAAUCUGGCCGAAGAGGUGCAGAUGGCCUUGCGAAGGAGAUCGGAUGUGAAAACCGGCGAGCUCGGGGAUGAGGGGAACGAACUGACGGAGUCCAACUUCACGGAAACGCUGGCGAAGCUGCUCAAGCUUGGAAAGUCGAAGGAGGAAAUCUUCGAGGCGUUGAAGUCGCAAUCUGUCGACCUUGUACUAACAGCACACCCAACACAAUCAGUCCGGCGAUCUAUUCUCCGCAAGCACUCAAAAAUCAAGUCAACACUGCUGAGGCUUCACGAAAACGCGAGUACACUCAGGCCAAACGAUAUCAAGGAAAUUGUCGAGGAACUUCACCGGCAGAUCCAGGCUGCAUGGCGAACGGACGAGAUUCGUCGGGUUCAACCAACUCCUCAAGACGAGAUGCGCGCUGGCAUGAGUUACUUAACGGAGACAAUAUGGAAUGGGGUGCCUCGUUUUCUUCGAAGAGUCGACACCGCACUGAAGUCCAUCGGGAUCGAAGAGCGGUUACCCUAUAGCUGCAAGAUACUCCAAUUUAGCAGCUGGAUGGGUGGUGAUCGGGAUGGAAACCCGAAUGUCACGUCGUCGGUCACUCGAGACGUCUGCCUCUUGCUCAGACUCAUGGCUGCUAACCUUUAUUAUUCGCAAAUCGAGCCGCUCAUGUUCGAGUUGUCCAUGUGGAGAUGUAGCAGCGAGUUGCGGGAGAAACUUCAGAGUACUAACCAAGAUGUAACCCGAAGAGGAUCUGUCAAACACUACCAAGAGUUUUGGAACGUUAUUCCGCCUACGGAGCCUUAUCGAAUUAUUCUUGGUAUGGUGCGCGACAGACUUUUCAACACCCGAGAAAGGCUGAUGCACCUGCUUCAGGGGGGGAUAUCACCUAUCCAAGAAUCGGAGACAUUCACCUCAGCUGAACAGCUCAUGGAACCUCUUGAGCUCUGCUACCGCUCGCUUUGCGAAACUGGAGAUAAGAUCAUUGCAGAUGGCACUUUGCUGGACUACAUGCGGCAAGUCACCUGUUUCGGUCUUGGUAUGGCAAGGCUGGACAUCAGGCAGGAGGCGGAGCGGCACGUGGAGGCCCUUGAUGCGAUAACCCAGCAUCUUGAGAUCGGAUCGUACAAGCAGUGGUCGGAAGAGCAGCGACUGGAGUUCCUUGUGAAGGAGCUGCAAAGCAAGCGGCCGCUUAUCGGACCUUACCCUGUGGGGAAUGCAGACGUCAGAGAGGUUCUGGAUACUUGUCGUGUGGUUGGCGAACUGCCAUCGGACUCGUUUGGUGCGUACGUUAUCUCGAUGUCAACCGUCCCGUCUGAUGUUCUCGGCGUUCACCUGCUUCAGCGUGAGUGUGGCGUCAAGAAGCCGUUGCGCGUUGUUCCAUUGUACGAACGCCUCCAAGAUUUGAUGAAUGCGGGCGAUAACUUGGAGAGACUGUUUGCGAUCGACUGGUAUCGAAAACAAAUCAACGGCAAGCAGGAGGUGAUGAUUGGUUACUCCGAUUCGGGCAAAGAUGGAGGGCGGUUGUCCGCGGCCUGGGCUCUCUUCCAAGCACAGGCGAACGUUGUGAAAAUCGCGGAGAAGUACAAUGUCAAACUGACCCUCUUUCAUGGCCGAGGAGGAACAAUCGGCCGUGGUGGUGGUCCCACCCAUCUUGCCAUCCUGUCGCAGCCGCCGGGAACAGUGAACGGGUCGUUGAGGGUGACGAUUCAAGGGGAAAUCAUUGAGCAGUCGUUUGGCGAGGAGCAUCUGUGUUUCCGAACCCUUGAGCGUUUCACUGCUGCAACCCUAGAGGUGGGACUCAAUCCUCCCAAGCCGGCGAAACCUGAGUGGAAAACCCUAAUGGACGAGAUGUGUGCUGUCGCGACAGAAGAAUUCCGCAGGGUUCUACAUGACAAAAGGUUUCUUGGCUAUUUCCACUCGGGAACACCUGUUCUUGAAUACGGAAGAAUGAACAUCGGAAGCAGGCCGUCCAAGAGACGCACCGACCAGGGUAUCGGGUCGCUUCGUGCCAUUCCGUGGGUGUUCGCUUGGACCCAGACCAGAAUUCAUUUGCCAGUCUGGCUUGGAGUUGGUGCAGCCUUAAAAUAUGCCAUCGAGAAGGAUCCAGCGAACCUAGACGUCCUCCGACAAAUGCACAGGGGGUGGCCAUUCUUCCGUGUAACACUCGACUUGAUUGAAAUGGUUUUCGCAAAAGGCGACGUUCGAAUCGCAAUGUUAUACGAGAAGAUGCUUGUCUCGGAGGAGUUCCAGACGUUGGGGGAAGAGAUUCGAGCCAACUUCCAAAACACACGUGAUCUUCUUCUGAAGGUGGCGGACAUCCCCCGGACGUUGGAUAAUAAUCCAGCGCUGAAGCAGCGAAUCAUUCUGAGGGAACCUCUCACAACCCCACUGAAUGUGCAACAAGUGAUUACUCUGAAGAAGAUGCGAGAAAUGUUUGUUCUCGGCGCUCCUCCGGCUAGCGAUGUGCAAACGAUACGCGACGUCGUGACGCUCAACUCCGACAGCUCGUACGCUCCCGGGCUGGAAGACACUCUCAUCCUCACAAUGAAGGGUGUCGCUGCAGGCAUGCAGAACACAGGCUAAGAUGUGCCAAGUACGUGCGACAUCAUAUCUCGCUCAACUCUGACUGGCGACUUGCACGCUCCCGGCCUGCAAGUCUGGAAUACAUUCUCAUCGACGCCUUCGAAGGGUGUUGUGCUGACCUCAGAGUCUCGUAGCAGCUGACGUCUGGCGCCAGAACUUGAUUGGGGGGGGGGGGGGGGGUUUGAAUCCUGCCCACGUGUUUUUCACACACAAGCAUGCAGAACACAGGCUAAGAUAAGAAAGAGGUGCAAAGUAUGUGCAACGUCGUCGUCACCCUCGAUCAACUCUGACAGCUCGCGCUCCCACCAGCCUGGAAGAGACUCUCGUUUUUGCACGAUGAAGAGUUUGUUGCUGCAGGCAUGCAGAACACAGGUUAAGCACAGUCGUCUUCCCCCCGCCCAGAAAUCACAUCGCGCGGGAGAUUAUGAAUGAAUGUAUUCAAGGUAUCUUUGUGCUCUGAUGCGGUCAGGGUGAAGAUGCGCUACACUCGGGGAAAGAAUCUAGAAUCUAGCUUGCCUGUCUUGCCAGCUACCCGUCGACAUUACUGUAAAAGAUUCCAGGCUCACUUCUCUCAGAGAAGGUGUGUUCAUUGUUACACUUAGCAGUUUUUUUGCAGACAGUUUUCACUUCUUGUUGAUGUUGCGGCUGGCUGGCUGAUUUAUAUAUACACUUACUAGAUGGCUCGUUCAUAUAUACGAUAUAUAUAUGUCACAGCCCCUCGUUUGUUGUCCUCUUCUCCCUCUCUGCCUACGGUUUACCGGGCAGUUCUAUUUGACGAUAUAUAUAUGUAUGUACUAUAGUUAUAUUUGCAUAUAUGUACUUAUACAUAUAUGAUAUAUAUAUAUACAUAUAUGUACUAUAUACAUAUAUGAUAUAUAUAUACAUAUAUGUACUAUAUACAUAUAUGUAGUAUGUACUAUAUAUACAUAUAUGUAUCACAUACACUCACAUCAUCAGUGACAUGUGUGUGGCUUGGUCUCUAACUCUGGCAAAACAGAAUGCUGGCUGGCUAGCUGUCAGAGUAUCCGAUUGUCGCUGGCACAUAUAUUUAAUAUUAUUUAUCUACACAUACAUUUUGUCACAUGGUCAUAAAGUAAGAGACCAUCUCUGCCCCCACCGGCGGCGCCAACCGCUCAGUGCGCGCACCGUAACAUCCAACCGGCCCUUCAUUGUGAGGUUGCUAUGCAUGCAGGGGUUCCCUGCAUAACUCUAGUAAUAGUGGUAGGUAGUUUGAGAAAGGUGGAUUCAGAGAAGAAUACAGCUUAGUUAAAAAAAAAAAAAAAAAAAAAAAGGGAGCGCAUCUCUGAAACAAACACGAAAAUGGAAG
Messenger RNA from Chara braunii, 4590 nucleotides. NCBI's taxonomy places the organism in Eukaryota, Viridiplantae, Streptophyta, Charophyceae, Charales, Characeae. The record is from the annotation of a GenBank genome assembly.